AUGUCGAGGCUAAAAGCCAUCAAUGGAAUAAUGCUAAGACCAAUCAUAUGGAAACGACCCUCGAGCAACGAUGCCAUUUUACAAUUCAUUAGACAGAAUCAAGAAAUCUCCCAAUCAAGCGUUUUCCAGGGAACUCUCUAUGAGCAUACUGUAAUGAGGGAGCUGAGUGGAAAACUGAGUAUGAACCAACUGCAAAAAAUCGGUGGCUCUCAUGAUCGUGGUGUAGAUAUUAGAGGACAAUGGCCAUUAGAUUUUGUGUUCGGUCAAGUAACUAAAGUUGUCCCGUUAGAUGCCGUUCCCAAGCGGUGCAAGAUCCACGGUACUACUCUGAAGCCUUUAAGAUGUAAAAUAGAGGAGAAUGAUGGUAAAUUGGAUCCGUUAAAGGCACUAGUGCAGUGCAAGGCCUUUAGCGGCUCUAAAGUAUCGCCAAGAGAGUUCAGAGAACUUGUAGGUACGUUUGCAUCAAUAGUACCUGAUUCACAGAGGAACCGUAGUGUAAUCUUGAUGUGUUCCCCAAAUUUACUUACGAAGGAAGGGUUGAGUCUUAUAAACACUGUAAAAGUGCCAUUGAUUUAUCUUAGAAUUGAAAUGCUACAACGAAUAGGUGACAAUUACGAUGUGGACAAUUCAGGUAGAUUACUGAAUUAUUACGAGAACGACUACGCAGCAGCACUGUUGCAAGGGUGUGGUAUUAAAGAAUGGUUAAAAUUAUCACUUUAUAGACGAUGA
Zygosaccharomyces rouxii is the source of this 729-nucleotide messenger RNA. RefSeq names its product Rrg7p (gene RRG7). Gene Ontology annotation, cellular component: mitochondrion. The record is from RefSeq and is a predicted model, not a curated record. The transcript has a single exon. The coding region runs from base 1 to 729 and encodes 242 amino acids. NCBI's taxonomy places the organism in Eukaryota, Fungi, Ascomycota, Saccharomycetes, Saccharomycetales, Saccharomycetaceae.